CUGGGCUUUGCUCACCAACCUGUCUCCUUCAAAGAGAGGGAGGCACCUUACGAGGUCACAGACGUGUGCCUAACACAGGAGCCUGAGCAGAAGAGGCCACGUGAGAGGGUCUCCCCCUGCGGUGUGGUCACCGACACUCCGUGAUGGGGGCCAGCGUGUGGGCAGCCCUGGAACUCUCCCUGACCUGCAUCUCGGCCCUUAGCCUCAUCUCCCCUGCCUGGUUCCAGAGCCCCACCUUCUCCUUUGGGGUCCUCACCUACUGCUCCUGGCCUCAGGGUGACAGCUGGAACCAGAGCUGCGGGACCUUCGGGUCCCUGGAUGAUAUUCCCGACUUCGCCUGGAAGACCGCAGCUGCGCUUCUCCUUGGAGGCUGGCUCCUGUUGGCCUUCAAUGCAAUCCUCCUCCUGUCCUGGGCGCUGGCCCCCAAGGAGCUGUGCCUGAGGAUGGGCAGCGGCAGAACGCUGGGCAUGCAGGCCGCUGCGGUGACCACCACCGUUGUGGGCCUGCUGGUUUUCCCCAUCAGCCUGGCCUCCCCAUUCGCCAAGGAGGCCUGCGGGACCUCCUCUGUGUACCGCAGUGGACAGUGCCAGCUGGGCUGGGGCUAUGUGACUGCCAUCCUCAACGCCGUCCUGGCCAGCCUGCUGCCCGUGAUCAGGUGGCCAAGCGUGAUCCAGGUGCGGGGCAGGCCCAUCCACUUCGCCAGCGACAUGGAGAAAAUCACGGUCAUGCCCGAAGGGAGCAAAUAAAAUUUU
Molecule: messenger RNA, 752 nt
Organism: Phyllostomus discolor (pale spear-nosed bat)
Lineage: Eukaryota; Metazoa; Chordata; Mammalia; Chiroptera; Phyllostomidae
Gene: LHFPL7
Product: transmembrane protein 211
Exons: 4
Coding region: 144-746 (200 amino acids)
Cellular component (GO): membrane
Source: RefSeq, a predicted model, not a curated record